UGCUCAGUGGCAAUUUAAAUAAAUAUUCACAGCAAAAUCAGGAAUCAUUUUCACAUAGUGUAAUUUGUAGUGUGAUGUUCCCGACGGGAUGACCGUGAUGACGACAAGGCCAAGGGAAAUUAUUGAAUUAAAUAGUUGCGCAAAAAUAACAGAAAUUUGUUGGAUUUUUUUUUUAUCAUUUUCUAACUAGUCGGAACGGGUUUCUGAUAUCCAGCAACCUCUUCAGAAAUGAAUACUUUGCGUUCCUUCAGAUUUGAUUUCGAUUUUUUCCUUUAAGUUUGUAUCAUGGCAUUGUCAUUGGUGAUUAAUUGCUGUACAAUUACGACACAAGCAAGAUAUAGCUUCAAUUAAUGUUGCAGGGGAAAGUUAUCCACAAGACAAAUAGGUGUGACAAACACUUAAACAAAACAACUUUAAAGAGAUCGUUGUAAGUCGGCUGUCAUCUUAGUUUGAGAGAUGAGAAGGGAAACAAUUUCGGUUUCCUUCCUGCCGGUGACGUUUCCUGGGGUAAUAUCGAUGGCAUUCUGGCUUAACGACCGCAAGCAGAAUUUGUUUUCGCUUUUUUUUUGUAGAAGCCUUAUUUUUAGCAUAAUUUGACAUUUGGCAAUAUCAAGAAAGAUUGGGGCAAUCAAGUGAUUUUCCACAGCACUCUGAUCGAGAACCUCUUAUUGUUGCCUAUAAGGAAUGCUCUUUUUUGGUUAACAAUUGAUAACAUCCACUCACACAUUUUAAACAGUAGUAAUUUACACACCUGUAUUACACCAUAACGUUUGUUCAUGCAUUGUGCAAACAGAAAAAUCGUCGACAACAUAACUGACAUUACGUCACUGAAGAUGGAGGAACUCGGCGCAAACCAAAACGACAACGUCACUGCAAGCAGUAGCAUGACACAGUUCUCUGCUACCAGGAUCAUCCAAAUCAUGCUGUAUUUUAUUCUAUCUUUCGUUGGAAUAGCAGCUAACAGCAUGAUUUUUCACACGCUGCUGAGCCGUAACAAUCCGAGGGUCGGUGAAUACCUCAUUCUCAACUUGGCACUCACGGACCUGGCCACGUGCGCUGUGAGUGUUCCAUUUGACUUGGCGGAACGUCUUGCAGGGGGAUUUCCAUUUGGGUCAAUCAUGUGUUACGUUGUGUAUCCCUUACAGACAGUCCUCAUGGCCGUAUCGGUCAUCACGCUGCUCUCCAUGAGUUUGGAACGCCGCCGUGUUGUAAUGGAACCGUUUGCACGCCCAAGAGUUCUUCCAAAGACGACCAAGAUCGCCAUCUUGGUCUCGUGGAUCGCCCCUAUCCUGGUCAUCAUCCCGUACGCACUUGUACUGAGACUUGAUGGGAAAAAUUGCCUGGAAAAAUGGUCGGAGUCUUGGCACGUCAAAGUUUUCACUCUUACCAAUUUUACCGUGUUCUUCGUCAUACCGAUUGCGGUGAUCACCACGUCUUAUAUCAUGGCUGGCAGAAAAGUGCGAAAGGAGCUUCAAAACCUCGACGACAUGUUAGAGGGAAAAGACAGAUCGCACAGGGAAUACCUCAAGAAGCGCACAGUGCAAAAGCUUAGAAUUACCAAGGUUUUUAUCACGGCUGUCGCGGCUUUUAUUGUUUGCAUGCUACCGACGCACUUAGUUUGGAUCUGGCACGAUUUUGCCCAAGGAGAUGAGAAAGCGUACUUCAAAGACAUCGUGAUCUUCAGUAACAUUUUAAUGUAUUUAAACAGUGCAUUGAAUCCGUUCAUCUUCAGGAGUGUGAGAGGGAAAUCUUUCACUCGGUUGAUAGCAUGCUGUUGUAAGAAGUUUACCAAGAACUCCGCCUCUACCGCGGGAUUAUUAUUUCUUCCUCAAGUUGAGCGAGAGAGGGCUAUCAGGGUCACCAAGUCUUUCUCCUGA
Orbicella faveolata is the source of this 1877-nucleotide messenger RNA. RefSeq names its product bombesin receptor subtype-3-like. NCBI's taxonomy places the organism in Eukaryota, Metazoa, Cnidaria, Anthozoa, Scleractinia, Merulinidae. Gene Ontology annotation, biological process: G protein-coupled receptor signaling pathway. Gene Ontology annotation, molecular function: G protein-coupled receptor activity. The record is from RefSeq and is a predicted model, not a curated record. Gene Ontology annotation, cellular component: plasma membrane.